AUGUCUUUGCCAAGAUAUCCUAAAGACUUAGCUGUGAUUAUUGUCAAGGCUAAAGGUAGAGGAAACACAUUCAGAGAUGUGACUGUGCGAAAGCAAAAAGUGCACAAUGCUUUAGUUUGGCUUAUCAAUAAUAAUCCUCAUUAUUCUGAGUUAUUAAUUAAUCAAGAUGCAUUAAAUUCCUUACCUGAAAAUGGUGUACCACCAGGUCUCAUGACUGUUGAGACUGAUGAUGAUAUAGUCUCAGAUGACAAUUGUUCUCCUGAUGUAGGUCCUCCUACUGAUAAUCCAUCAGAGGAUAUUGUUUAUAAUGACUCUACUGAAAUUAGUAGUUUUUUACCUGUUGGUGAACAACAACAAACGGAAAUUGAAGCUGUUAGAAAUCAGCUGUCUGAAAAUGAGCCAAUGCCAUGGCCCUCGGUUGAAAAUGAGCCAAUAAAUGAGUAUCAGAUAUCACAUCUGGCCACAAUGGCUUUCCCGACAUUAUUUCCAGAUGGGAAAGGUGAUCCUACUAAUCAAGGACUUCUGAGAGAUGUCCCUCUUCAGGAACGAAUAAAGCAUCUUCUAAAAUUUGCUGAAAUUAUUGAUGGUAAAUGGGUAUACCGUUUUGCUAACCACCCCAGAUUUUCUUAUUGGGCUUUUAACAUGAUUCAAAGAAAACGAAUUUUACAACAAAGUGGAAUAUUCCUCAAACAGAACCCAGGAGAAGCUCAUCUCACAAUAGAUGAACUGCGUGAAAUGGCUGUCAGUAACAAUGCUAGUGUAUUUAUGUCAAAAGUGUCGAGAUAUGUUGGCAAUAUUGCAGGUACUAAUGCUUACUGGAAUAGAGUAAGAGAGGAACUCAAAGCUAUCAUAACUAGUGUUGGAGCACCAACAUUAUUUUUCACUUUCUCUUCUGCAGACAUGCAUUGGCCUGAGUUACAUUCUUUAUUUAAAACUGAUACUGACAAUGAGUUAGGUAACUCUACCAGUGAUGUAAGACGACAAAAUGUGAUCAACAAUCCCCAUGUUGUAGAUUGGUUUUUCACCCAAAGAUUAGAAAGCUUUGUAAAACACUGGCUUUAUGAUACACUUGGUGCAAAAUGGCACUGGUUUCGAUAGGAAUACCAAGGUAGAGGUAGUAUCCACUGUCAUGGUACUGCUAAACUAAAUAAUGACCCAGGUUUGUGUCAACUUACUCAGACUGCUUUGAAAGGUUUCUUAGCUCAAAAAUUUAAAGAUGAAAAUGAUUGUUCUGACACAACUGAACUAGACCAGGAUAUUGAAGCUGGGCAGAAAGCAGCUGACACAGUAUGUCAGUAUGUUGAUUGGUUAUUAUCAACCGUCAAUCCUAAUCCACCAGAUGAGGACACGUGGAUAAGACCUGGGGUUCAUCCAUGUCAAAGAAGUCAUGACAUUCCUGAACAUGAAAAACAAUCAGAUUAUGUAGAUCUAUUAAACAUGGUUCAACGACAUACUCGUUGCAGUACAAGUUAUUGUCUUAGAAAGAAGUCAAAUGAAACAGAGUUGAAAUGUAGAUUUCAUUUCCCUUUUGAUAUUUGUCCUAAGACAAAAUUAGAAUUUGAAAAAAUUCAUACUUCAGGUGAUAAUGAGCAUUAUCGAGCUAAGAUUGUGACUAAACGAAAUGACUCUAGAUUAAAUAACCACCAACAACUUCAGCUCCAAGGAUGGAGAGCUAACUGUGAUAUUCAAGUUGUUAUUGAUCACUAUGCUUGUGUUGAAUAUCUCACAAAAUAUGCAGCUAAAGGUGAACCAAGAUCACCUAUAUUGAAACAGGCAUUCAAUUCUAUUGUGCAAAAUGUCGACAGUAAUACUGACCCUCGUAGAGUUAUUAAGAAGGUAGUUAUGAAAUCUCUUGGUGAAAGAGAUUAUGCAGCUCAAGAGACCAUAUUGUCUUUAAAACUCCACAGCUCAUCCUUUAAAGUGAUGUCAGUUAGUCUAAAUGGUUCACGUAGAGUGCGUGAUAGUGCAAGUAUUGAUGAGGGUGAAUCGUGCACCGAUUAUUCACUUCUUGAUGUGUAUGCUAAUCGUGAACAAUAUGAGAGUUCGCAAAAUAUAAUAAAUAUGAACUUUGUUGAAUUUGCUACAACAUACAAAGUUGUUAACAAUGAAUUGACAAAAUUGCCAGAGAAUAUUAUACCACGAAUAUUUCCAACAUAUUCUCCUAAUCCCAAAGGUCCAAAUUUUGGCCUAUAUUGUAAAUAUCAACUUUUGAGGUAUAAACCGUGGAGAACAACCCAAAAUAAUGCAUGGGGUGACCAAGAACCAACUGACGAGGUUCUGAUCAAUUGUUGGCAUGAAUUUUUACAAACACCUUAUGGGCAGUCUAAUGUUCCAGACUGGUUUGAUAAAUUACAAGCUGUCAUUCAAACUCAAGAAUCAGAAGAUGAACCUUCUGAAGAACAGGAGACAACUCGAGAAGAGUGGAUGAUAUUAUCAGACCUCAACACUCCUUUUGACAACUCUGAACAAACACCAGAGUCCACAUAUGACUGGCAUCUUGACAGAGCCAAUUAUUCUCAACAACAAAUCCAAGAAAUGCCAACAUGGAUAAAAACAAACAAAGAGGAAUACACUAUUGAUGAGCAAUAUGAUGUUGUUGACAUCAACAGUUUUAGUGAAAUGCAAAAACUUGCUUAUGAUAUUGUUAAGUUUCAUUUUGAUGAUAUAUCAUCUGAGAAAGAGCCAUUAUGUCUCAUUAUAAAUGGUGUUGCAGGAACCGGUAAAAGUUACCUUAUUAAUGCUAUUAGAAAUCUUUUGCAAAGUAAAUGUGCUGUUGUGCUACCACAGGUAAAGCAGCUUAUAACAUUAGAGGUGUAACUGUGCAUUCUCUAUUAAAGUUACCUAUAGGAUCAAGAGGUAAAAAAGACCUAACAGGACAAAGCUUGUGUAGGUUACAAGAGAGUGUUAAUAACAUUGGAUACAUCAUUAUUGAUGAAUACUCCAUGUUUGGCCAAGUUACUUUUGGUUGGAUAGACAAGCGUUGCAAACAAGCAACUGGUUAUAAUGACAAAGUUUUUGGAGGAAAAUCAUUGAUUUUAACUGGUGAACCAGGUCAAUUGCCACCAGUAGCAGAUAAACCUCUUUACCAUGCUAGACCAUCAAACGCUGUUGGUGAACAAGGUCAUCAAGCAUAUCAUAUGUUUGACAAAGUUGUUAAACUCACUGUAAAUCAACGCGUGCAAGGUAUGACAUCUGAGCAAGUACAGUUCAGAGAUUUGUUAUUACGACUUCGCAAAGGCAACUCAACAGUUGAUGACUGGAAGUUACUUCUGACACGUCAACCAUCGAAUGUCACUAAUUUAUGUGACUUUGAAGAUUCUACUAGACUCUUUUAUAGUAAUGAACAAGUUGGUAAUUACAACCAUGAGCAGCUAACAAAACUUGAGCAUCCAAUUGCUCAUAUUAAUGCACGCCAUUCAUCUGCAUUGGCCAAAAAGAUAUCCUCAGAUGAUAUGUCUGGGUUAGAACCCGUUGUGUUUCUAGCAAAAGGUGCUAGGGUCAUGUUAACCAUGAAUUUGUGGUCAAGUGUUGGCCUCUGCAAUGGGGCUACUGGAACAGUUGUUGAUAUUAUCUAUCAGAACAACCAUCAACCACCUGACUUACCUAUUGCGGUAAUAGUAGAAUUUGAAAACUAUAGAGGACCUGUUUUUAAUGAAAACCAACCAUUGUGUAUCCCAAUAUAUCCAAUCACUGUCACAUCACAGACAGAAAUAGGUUCCCAUGAGAGACAGCAGUUACCUCUUAGGCUUGCUUGGGCUCUAACAAUACACAAGAGCCAAGGACUUACGCUUCCAAAAGCAUGGAUAGAUAUUGGCAAAUCUGAAAGAACUGCUGGAGUUUCCUAUGUUGCUAUUAGUAGAGUAAAAUCACUUGCAUCUUGUGUCAUUGAACCAAUGACGUAUGAACGAUUAUCAAACUUGAAAUCAUCAGCUAACUUACAAUAUAGGCUUGAAGAAGAAAACAGGCUAGAUCAGUUAGCACAGGCUACUAGCAGUGCAUUUAGAACAACAAACUAUUGA
This is a messenger RNA of Paramuricea clavata, 4019 nucleotides long. The record is from the annotation of a GenBank genome assembly. Lineage: Eukaryota; Metazoa; Cnidaria; Anthozoa; Malacalcyonacea; Plexauridae.